Messenger RNA from Nematolebias whitei (Rio pearlfish), 1326 nucleotides. It is a transcript of the gene dennd10, whose product is annotated as DENN domain containing 10. Gene Ontology annotation, biological process: protein transport; regulation of early endosome to late endosome transport. The record is from RefSeq and is a predicted model, not a curated record. The transcript has 9 exons. Gene Ontology annotation, cellular component: late endosome. Bases 197 to 1252 code for a protein of 351 amino acids. Lineage: Eukaryota; Metazoa; Chordata; Actinopteri; Cyprinodontiformes; Rivulidae. Gene Ontology annotation, molecular function: small GTPase binding; guanyl-nucleotide exchange factor activity.
AAGAGAGAGAUGGAGAAAAUCUGUUGACAGUUAAAGAGUCACCCCAAACCACCGACUGGAUUUAUAAAAAAUAGAUAUUAUUUACUUUAUUCAUUUUUGUAUUUUUGUUUUUUGACAUCGGAGGAGCUCUUGAGGCUGUUGUAAGUUAAAUUUGCGCCCCAUAAGGAAAGGCAGAUGCUGUUUUCUACAUAAAAACAUGGCAACGACUGAGGCACAGAUUAUGUUGAGCGUCGGAUUAAUAGAGAAAGAUGUGAACGGAGACUCUCUGUGGGUUUGGUGUUAUCCGUCUGUGAGCCCUGAGCUGCGGCAGCUGCUUCUCAGGAAGUGCUGCCUGACGCAGGAAGGACGGGACUUCCACACGUUUGUGUUCGGUCACUUCAGUCGGACCUGGUACUACAUCACCACGGUGGAGGUCCAGGAGCCCACGGCGCUGACUAAGGUCACUCAUUUUUCAGUUGCUAUAACAGCGAAAGACUUCAACCCGGAGAAGUACGCAGCUCUCGGUAGAAUCCUCUGCAGGAUGUACAUGAAGCACGGCAGCCCGGUGACGAUGAUGGAAGCCUACAUCACCGUCCUCACCAAAGGGAUCUGUCAGAGCGACGAAAACGGCUCGUUCCUCAUCAAGGACUACGAUGUCCAGACGGCGUACCUGGCGGGAUCGAUCAAAGAUGUUGUUUCUCAGUUUGGUGUGGAAACCGUCAUCUUGUACACCGCCCUGAUGCUGAAGAAGAGGGUUGUUGUCCAUCAUCCUCGGAUCGAAGCGCUGUUAGAGUUUAUGAGAGUUCUGCCGGCACUGACCUGGCACCGGAAGGACUGGUCCAUCCUGCAUCCGUACGUCCACCUGAUGGACGAGGAACUGGAGGACUUAAAGACGUGUCCAGGGUAUGUAGCGGGAUUCGUGGAUCCGGAUGUGAGCAACAGAUCGGACUUGUUCGACGUGUUCGUGAACCUCCCGGACGGCGUGAUCACGGUGUCUCAGGGCGCUAAAGAGGCCAUGGCGAUGGGGAAGCUACACAAAGACAUCGCUCAACUCAUCGUCAGGUCCGCCGAGGACGCCGAGAGGUCCGACAGUCAGGUCAUCAAGGACAUUUCCAUCAAGACUAAAGAAGUUCUGACCCACCUGGCUGCGCUGACAGAAAAGUGUGAGAACUCUAAAAUCACCCUGGAAGACUUGAAGCAGCGUCUUUUCCCUCCAGCCACAGAGAACUUCCUGUUUCACCUGGCGGCCGCGGAGCAACUCUUACAGAUAUGACCAUCGACACCUGAAGACGUUUUUAUGUUUCACUCAAUAAGAGAAAUGUUGCAUCAGGAGACUCUGCCUCGUGU